AUGACUGGACGUGGCAAGGGCGGCAAGGGUCUCGGCAAGGGCGGUGCCAAGCGUCACCGAAAGAUCUUGCGAGACAACAUUCAGGGAAUCACCAAGCCCGCUAUCCGACGUCUCGCUCGUCGUGGCGGUGUCAAGCGUAUUUCUGCUAUGAUUUACGAGGAGACCCGUGGUGUUCUCAAGACCUUCCUGGAGGGUGUCAUCCGUGACGCUGUCACCUACACUGAGCACGCCAAGCGCAAGACCGUCACCUCCCUCGACGUCGUCUACGCUCUCAAGCGACAGGGACGUACCCUCUACGGUUUCGGUGGUUAA
Messenger RNA from Fusarium tjaetaba, 312 nucleotides. Its product is annotated as histone H4. The coding region runs from base 1 to 312 and encodes 103 amino acids. Gene Ontology annotation, molecular function: DNA binding; structural constituent of chromatin; protein heterodimerization activity. The record is from RefSeq and is a predicted model, not a curated record. Gene Ontology annotation, cellular component: nucleosome. Lineage: Eukaryota; Fungi; Ascomycota; Sordariomycetes; Hypocreales; Nectriaceae. Gene Ontology annotation, biological process: nucleosome assembly. The transcript has 3 exons.